AUCAAGACGGACGACGCAAAAAAAUGGAAUUUCACGCGCUACGUUCUUGUUUUGCAUCUGAUUUUUUGCUAUUCUGAGUUUUAUUUUUUGUUUGUUUGAUUUUGGGUUUGCAGACCAACCCGAUCCAUCGCUUAAGAACUUUAAAACGGCAAAAAGGAGGAUAGAGUCCGAGGUACAAGCCGGUUAUCGAGUGGCUGAUAAGCGUUUGUGCUGGCCUGCUGCUAGGCACACAAUCGAUGCGCUUUUGGAGAAUAGCCAAUGAAGAGCACAGGUCUCCCGUGGCAGGUGGUAUGGAAACAUCGGCAGUUCAGACUGAACUGGAAAAGCCAUACAUAAUGGGAUCUGAGCAGAUAAACGCGGCAUUGCAAAAUAUUCUUAGUAGCGACGAUAAAAGCUUGGAAAACCAAACGCUAUUGAUUGGCGCCGUAAACAAGGCAGGCUAUGCGCUGGGCUCGGAGUCAUUGAAUCGCAUGCUGGAGGAUAUUUUGGGGCAGCCCUGCAGCGACAACGUGAAGUUACCUCAUAUCGAGCCAGCCAUUCAGCUUUAACGCUCAAACAACAUAUUUCGCUUGUAAAUAAAUUUAUUUUCCUUAA
Messenger RNA from Drosophila virilis, 594 nucleotides. The record is from RefSeq and is a predicted model, not a curated record. Lineage: Eukaryota; Metazoa; Arthropoda; Insecta; Diptera; Drosophilidae.